GUUUGGGCGCAGUCUUUUGAUUGACAUGUGAAAGGUCACAGGACAGAGCUGUCUGCAUUCGGCGGCUCGCAGCUCUGUGAAGACUGCUCCUCUAGGUUUCUAGCUAUGCUGAGGUCACACCGUCACAGCUAGUGGAAAUGUAAACCACUUUGGCAGAGCAUGGCCCGUGUCAGUUACUCACUCUCUGGCUGUCUGUCAAACAAGAUGUUUGCCUUGUUGAUGAAGACGAGGAUUGUUUUAAUUGAGUCUCAGAUCCCCAAAAUAAAACACCCAUGAUCCACUCAUCCAUUCAGAGAAAGUUCAUCGUUCUUCUAAACUAUAAUAAAUGAUGUAAAUGUGAACUUCCAGUGGCUGGGAGGGGUUAACAAUGAGCGGUCUGGUCUUUCUGCUCCCUCCUCGCUCUGUCUGCUGGUGGAGCAGAGAUGUUGUCUCCUCUGUGGGAGUCCCAGUUUCACUGGAGCUGCUAACAGUGAAUGGAGAGCCCCGAAGAACAAGGUCCUUGUGCUUUUUUAACAAACCUCUGGUGCUGUCAGGAGCCCACAUUGAGAUACUCUGUGCUUACGGCUGGACGGCCAGACAGCAUGGCCUGCUUAGGACUGGAGACUCACAACAUAUGCAGGGGAAACUUCAUACCAGGUUCUGCAGCUGGCUGCUCGACUCUGAGAGUUCUCCAGCUGAGGCUACAGCAGAGACGCACUCGCGAGCAGCUCGUUGAUCAGGGCAUCAUGCCACCCCUGAAGAGCCCUGCAGCAUUCCAUGAACAAAUCCGCAGCCUUGAGAGAGCCAGGACUGAAAAUUUCCUAAAGCACAAAAUACGCAGCCGUCCAGAAAGGGCCGAGCUGGUCCGCAUGCACAUCUUACAAGAGACGGUGGCGGAGCCUUCUCUGCAGGCCACUCAGCUGAAAUUGAAGAGAGCUCGAUUGGCUGAUGACCUGAAUGAGAAGAUCGCUCAACGCCCCGGCCCCAUGGAGCUGGUGGAGAAGAAUAUCCUGCCUGUGGACUCCAGCGUAAAGGAGGCCAUUAUUGAUGGUCAGAUGCAGUACCCUAAAACUCUAGAGGAACUGGCAGAUGAGGACAGUGGAGAUGCUUUUUCACCUGAGCAGCCAGCCAGUCAGGAGUCCCAGGGUUCUGUAGCCUCACCGGGAGAUGUCCGGACUAUUGAAGAGUCCUCACCAUUGUCUAAUAACUUGUUACAGGUAGUCCUGCCACCUCCUUUUCACUUCAGGGACGAAACACUAAGAGCACAUGGUGCCAAAAAAACAGAAUUUUUUAAUUCAGGUUUUUCACAGCACUUCCCUGCAGUGACCACCCCUUCAACAGAUUUCCUCAAGCCUUUUUCUGCCAAUGAGCAAUCAGUUAUCCCUCCAGCGCCCAUGCCACAGCUAGUCACCGUGGCCCCUGUGAAGUCUGGACCCACCCUUGUAAAGCAAAGUCAGCCCAAGUUACCUGGGGACAAGAGUCGCAGCAAGAAGAGUAAGGAGGCCAAGCCACGUGUGAAAAAGUUAAAAUAUCAUCAGUACAUUCCCCCAGACCAGAAACAAGAACUCAACCAAGCCCCGAUGGACUCCUCAUAUGCUCGUUUACUACAACAGCAGCAGCUCUUUUUGCAGCUACAGAUCCUGAGCCAACAGCAACAGCAGCACUAUAACUACCAGACUAUCCUUCCUGCGCCUCUCAAGCCUGUGUUGGAAGGCCAAAACAGCAGUGCUACAUUGGCUAUCAACAGCGCAAGCAGCCUUCCUGCCUCAAUUGUAGUGUCUCUGCCCACAGCAACACCUGUGCGGCCCAACAGCACCCUUUCCAACCGCAAGGCAGGGACACUACCUGCCAAUCUGGAGGAGAUGAAGGUGGCAGAGCUGAAAAUGGAGUUAAAAUUACGUGGUCUUCCAGUGUCAGGAACAAAAAUAGAUCUUAUUGAACGGCUUAAGCCUUUCCAAGAAAACAGUGUCACUACUACACCCAAAAACUGCACAGGACCAAGCAUACAGCCCUGUAGCACACCUAUGGAGGUGUCCAGCACCACAACAACUCUAUCGCCCAUCCAACAGCGCUCUGAAAAUCUGAGCUCCACCCCACCUGUGUCUCCUGGCUCCUCAGAGCUUCACAGCAAAGGUGACGCAUCCACAGAGGAACAGGCAGAGGGCCAACACCGCAGUUUAGUAAAGGCAGCUCCUGUUCCCGAGGAGCAGGACCGAAGACUACAUGAAAAGGAGCGACAGAUCAGGGAACUUCUGCGUAAACUGGAGCAGGAGCAGAAGCUGGUGGAGGAACUGAAAAUGCAGUUAGAGGUAGAGAAAAGGAGCGGACAGGUCAUUCCACCUGCAGAAAAUAACAACAAUUCCACUCUAGCCACCAUGUUGGCCUCUGUCAAAACAGAAAACACUGUCCUUCCUAACUGCACAGUGAGUUCACACACUACGCCAACGCUGGUGAAGCUCGAGGAGGCCCAUCCCAACCAGGUGACAGCUGCUCCUCUCCAUCAGUUCAUUAUCAGCCACCAAGGAGUUCCACAGGUCAUAGGGCAGCCCCAGACUCUUCUAACCACUCCGCAUGGGGGCACUCAGAUCCUUCUUCCAGUGCCCCUGGCGAAUAAUGCCACUACUAUCCAGCUACCCAACACUAAUGUCAAACUACAGCCAGUUUUGCGGACUGUCUCUCCAUCAGGGCAAGGUCUAAUUCAGACCCCCCAAAUACAGCCCACCAAAGCAGAGAGUCUUACAUCACAACAGCUGCUUAUAGCUCACAACAACAUAGUUCAGACCCUGCCUGUGGGCACCACCAAGAGGUCGGGUUUCCAACACGGUACCAAUGAGAAUCCAGCAGGCCUGGAGAUACCUCAGUGCUUCCUCAGCAGCUCCCCAGAUAACAGGAUCUCACCUCUGACAUCCCCCAUCCCAUCAUCCCUUAUCAAUGGGCCACUAAACAAGACCUCCUUCAUCCAGCAGUCCCCAGUUUUCAAUCAGACGCCCAAGAACAGAGAGCCGCCCGGUUAUGAGGAGGCUGUCAAACAGACCCGCAGCCUACAGAAUCCUGCCGUCUCAGAGAUUCCCACAGCAACGAGUCAACAGAUGGAUGAUCUCUUUGACAUUUUAAUAGAAAGUGGAGAGAUCACUCCCUUUAGUCAACAGGACCCAUCUAUACCUAAGAUGAUGCCCGUUACGGCCAGCAUAACCACCCUGCCUAUCAACACCGCCCUGUCCCGACCACCUGCCCAGGUGCAGAUGGCACCCCCGCCGGAGCUGAUGUUGGAGCCCAUGCCCAGCCUGGCCUCCCUGGACUCUGACAACCAGUUGGAGGCUCUGCUGGAGGGCACACUGGUGGGGGACGCAGAGCCAGAGCAGAGGACUUUGAGCCUGCUGGAGGAGCUGCAAAACCAAAUGCUGGAGCAGCCAAACUCCCCUAUGGACACGUCUGAGUUGGGAUUCAGCGACCCACCUGCACCUUCCUCUUCCCUGUCCUUUAGUCUCCAAGACACUGGCCUGGACAACAUGGAGUGGCUGGACCUCACAAUGCCUGGGCCCAUUGGUGGACUCAAUCCAUUGGGCAUCACCUCAGAAUUCCUGGACACUCAUGACCUGCAGCUGCACUGGGACUGAGAGGAAUCGCUUCAAACACGGUUAUACUUUCACUCGCACAACAAGUCGUGUGUCUGUGGGGCGUACAGUAGGGGAAGAAGGGAUUGUCAUUGUGGCGGCGGUUCACGUCUGGCAGCUUUAUGUGACUAGACUCCAGCUCAGCUGUACACUUCACUUAUGCUGGUUCUAAUCACCAUCUGUUCUCUUUCACAUUAUUGCUCCUGUUUGAUCAGAAAAGGCACACAAGCCUUGUGGGGAAUGCUGGCUAGGUGCUGAAUGUGCUCUCUUUGCUGUGCCAUUCUGAGAGGGAGUUGCUUUUGGGCAGAUGGAAUUCUGCUGUAUUGCUAUUUUGGCUUUUUCAUUCAUGUGCCAUUGACUUCAGAUUGGUUGCAGUGAGUCUCUAAAUAUCCUCACUGCUAAUUUUAAGGAAGGGUAAGCUGUCAGUUCCAGACGAUGUGGCAUCACAGUAGAAUUCAGUAUGUUUGCCAAAUAAUGACGCCAUUAGUGCUCCAGUACGUAAUCAUGAGUGUCUGUGUGGAGGAUGAGAAUGUCAGAUUCAACCUGGCAGCUAAGCCACAUUUCCCAGAAUCCCCUUUUCCACCGCUGACUGCAGCAAUAUCCUGUUUUCUGCGAGAUUUGCUGGCAAAUAUACUACCAUUCAAAAGUUUGGGAUCAGUAAGAUUUUUUAAAACAGAAAUUAAUUUUUGCUGUUCAGGAAAGUGACAUUAAAGACAUUUAUAAUGUUACAAAAUAUGUAUCAGAAAAAAUGAACAUGAAAAAUUUCUCUGGACUGUUGGCUGCUGAAAAUUCAGGUUUGUCAUCACAGGAGUACAUGACAUUUUUGAUUAUAUUAAACUAGGAAACAGUUAUUUUAUAUUAUAGAAAUAUUUUACAGUUUUAUAGUUUUUACUAUACUUUGAUCGAAUGCAUCCUAGUGAGCAUUCAAAUUCUUUCCAAAAACAAAACCCCCCAAAAAUCUUACAGACCCUAAACUUCCAAACGGUAGUAUAGUUUGAGACGACUGGCUGCUGACCAGAGGAAUGCAUUCAGGUUUUAUAAAGUGGCUUCAAUUGCAGAUUUUCUGUAAACAUGAAAAACUAAUUUGGAUGAGGUUGCAAAGAGCAUUUGGUUUGAUUGGGAUCUGAGAAUUGCAGACUUUUUUUUUUAAAUCCUGGACACAUGGAAAUUUUGUUUCAGUUAAUCAGCCAUCUCAAUUUCAGCCCUUUAUAUAUAUAUAUAAAGAAUAGAAAAAAGAAAAAAGAAUUUUGUCUGACUUGUUGGAUGUCCGACCCCUCGUCUUUGUGAAUUGUUUGUGAAUCUGUGUGUCUGUGUGUGAUUUUAUUUUUCAUCACUUCAGUGGAACGUUGUGUGUUUGACUCAACUGACUUUAGGUGCAUCAUACUGUAAAAAAAGUUCCAAUUUUUUUUUUUUCAAUGUUUUUCUCAGUUCGGUUCUUGUAGUGGUUCCUAUAUUUUGAGUUCUGACUGAUAUAUGUAUUUUUGAUGCCAUGGAACAAAUUUCCAUUAGAGAUGCAGCUAUUGCAAAGCGAUCAUGUAAAUGAAGCCAUCCGAAGUGACAGUCGACACUAAAAACAGUGAUCUCUAGCAGCACUAUAUAUAUUAUGUAUGAACACGGGGCAUCUUUGUACUGGUUAUUCCUCCUGUAAAUGGAGUUUUGAAAAUGCAAAGCUCUCUGGAGUUUUAGAAGUGAAGCCGACAGCUGAAGUGGUAACUGAUGACUUUACUCCAUGUUAAAUGUCACUUGCAGCUUAAUAAUUUGUUUGUUGAGGGAAUCCGAGAACAAAUUGAUCCAAAUUUGUCUGCUUUUGUUGUUCAGAAUUUUUUAACAGGCCUGUUUUUUAAGGUUCCUAUACUAAAUAUUUGCAUGUUGGGUGCAUGUGUUUGUACGGCUGAGCGUCUCUGUUUUACUGUCUUUGUUCAAGUUGAACUGUUCGAAAUUGCUACAGACCGUCCAAAUGUUUAAAUGAACAACAUUUUAUGUUUGCAAAUAUCUUGGCAGCAUGUGAAAAAAUUUCAUAUUUAAUGAUUUCUUCUAGAAAAACAUCCUCUUGGUGUUUUUUUAUUCUGAUUUUAUCUGUGCUUUUCUUUCAUGAUUUAAUGUUGUCAACCACUUAAUGGAUUGUUUAUGUACCUUUCCAUUCAGCGAGGCAAUACGCGUCCACUGGCUUUGAACUAACAUCUUUCAGAUUAUCAGUUUGUUCUGAAGGGACACAUUAUUUGUACAAGUACAAGAUGUACAGCACUUUCCUGCUGCAGUGAUGAACUGCUCAUCACCGUUAGAUCAAACCGCACAACGUCAAAGCGUCUUUACAGAUGCGCUUUUAUAAAAGAGAACUUUUAUCAGCUUUUUGUGCUUCAGUGUUACGUGUGUCGUCUGCUUACUAAACGAACGAUUAACAAUGCUCAUCGGCUCUGUUUUUAAGGCUUUGUUUGUAAUGUCCACUCUGCAUACUGUACAAAUUUUGGCCUCUCCAGGGAAGAACAAAAUUCCAAAUACUAGUCCUAACUAGUAUAAUCUUUCAGUUUGGGGGCAAAUUUAGUCCAGUAAGGAAUAAUGCACGUGUCGGACUGUUCAGAGCAGUUUUUGGCAUUGCUCGUGCAAUGUUUUAAUAAACUAUUACUCUGAAAAGCAAGUGGAGGAGAAAGAAUAUGAUACAAACUGACGUGGCUAGGUUUCUGUCAUGUGAUGUUAUUAAGGCCUUUUGUGGCAUUAAAACUUAUAAACAAAGAGCCCAAAUAUUGUACUAUGCCGCUUCAUGUAGAUACAUACAGUACUGUUCAGAAAUUCGGGGUCAGUAGGUGUUUUUCCUCCUAAGAAAUUCAUACUUUUAUACAGCAAGGGCACCUUAACUUGAUUUAAAGUAAUAGUAAAUACAUUUGUUACAAAAUAUUUAUAUUUCAAAUAAAUUAAGUUCUUUUCAUAUUUCUUCCACAAAGAUAUCAGUAUUGAUAAUGUUUCUUGGGCACCAAAUCAGCAUAUUAGAAUUAUUUCAAGGAUAAUUUGACGAUGACUGGAGUAAUGGAGUAAAAAAUCUUCACAGGAAUAAAUCAUUUUCAACUGUAUUAUUUAAUAGAAACAAGUUAUUUUAAAGCAGCUGUAUGUAAGGUCUUGAAAACUAUUUUUUAAUUGUAUAAUGAUAUCUAAUAAGACGAUGGCUUCAGUCCCAUGCCCCCUGAAUGUUCGUUCUGGGAGUUUGGAAGUUCGGUAAGUCAGUCCGAAAAGCUUUGAAAAGGGCAGAUUGCUUUGCGGCAGCAACAAAUUCACGUGUACUAAAGAACACUACAAAGUCACAAAACUACAUACAGUUGCUUUAGUACUGUAUUUUUUCUUAAACAAAUGCAGCUUUCGUGAGAAUAAGAGA
Messenger RNA from Carassius auratus (goldfish), 6957 nucleotides. Its product is annotated as MKL/myocardin-like protein 2. The coding region runs from base 474 to 3596 and encodes 1040 amino acids. Gene Ontology annotation, molecular function: transcription coactivator activity. Gene Ontology annotation, cellular component: nucleus. Lineage: Eukaryota; Metazoa; Chordata; Actinopteri; Cypriniformes; Cyprinidae. Gene Ontology annotation, biological process: positive regulation of transcription by RNA polymerase II; smooth muscle cell differentiation. The transcript has 14 exons. The record is from RefSeq and is a predicted model, not a curated record.